AUGGGCUCGAAGCACCAAUUAACAGAGCCGGCUGAGGAGACUUUUGAGUCGUCAGCGAAGCACCAAUCCACCGUGCUGACCGUUGGGCCGCCGAAAAGCCUCUUCCUCGCGCUUCUCGCGUUCAGGUUACUCAACAGUCUCGCAGUGCAGACCUAUUUCAACCCGGACGAGUUCUGGCAGGGACCGGAGGUGGCUCACCGGAUGGUGUUCGGCUACGGCUAUCUCACGUGGGAGUGGCAGCCUGAGUGGGCAGCUCGCUCCUUCCUCCACCCGCUGCUCUUCGCUGCUGGUUACCGCCUGCUCGCCCUCUUACGCUGCGACACGCCCUGGCUCGUUCGCCACUCGCCGCGGUUCAUGCAGGCAGCCAUGGCAGCACUGGCGGAUGUGCGUCUCUAUGCGCUCACUCACAGGUUGUUCCCCUUGGCCCCUCGCGUCUCUCCUCUCCCCUUCCAGCGCCACUCGCCGCGAUUCAUGCAGGCAGCCAUGGCAGCACUGGCGGAUGUGCGUCUCUAUGCGCUCACUCACAGGUUGUUCCCCUUGGCCCCUCGCGUCUCUCCUCUCCCCUUCCAGCGCCACUCGCCGCGAUUCAUGCAGGCAGCCAUGGCAGCACUGGCGGAUCUGCGUCUCUACGCCCUCACUCGAAGGCUCUUCCCUUCGCACCCCUCCGCUGCUGCAUGGGCGCUUCUCUGCAAUCUCACCUGCUGGUUCCUCCUCUUCUGCGCAACACGCACCUUCUCCAACUCCCUCGAGGCCUCCCUCUCUGUCAUCGCCCUCUCCUACUGGCCCUGGCGCCACUGCCAGGGGGACACUGAGGGCGCGCAGGACACGGGUGAGGGGACACAGGGGCGCACUGAGGCCGCCAAAGGGAGAGGUGCUGAGCAAGGGAGAGGAGGAGGGCAAUUGUCUGCAACCGCUCAGGUCUCUGAUCUUAGGGGAGCCAACCGCCCACUGGCCCUCGCCUUGGCAGCAGCAGCGUGCAUGGUUCGCCCCACCAGCACUCCCUUCUGGCUGCCCCUGGGUCUGCACGAGCUUGCUCUGCUGCUGCUGGAGGGGACGUUGAAGGGAGGGAAGGACAGCAGCAGGGGCAGAUGGGAGUGGGUGCGGCUGCUGCUCCUAGAAGUGCUGCCUAUCGGUGAAAUCGCUGCUGCUGGUCCCUCUUCUUCUGCGCAACACGCACCUUCUCCAGAGCUCUCGCUGCUGCUGCUGCUGGAAGGGGCGCUGAAGGGCAGCAGCAGGGGCAGAUGGGAGUGGGUGCGGUUGCUGGGGCUAGAAGUGCUGCCUAUCGGUGUCUGUGACUGUGCCGCUCUGGGUCUCUCUCAAGUGUCUGUGACUGUGCCGCUCUGGGUCUCUCUCAAGUGUCUUGUCUGUGAUUCGGCUCUCCUGCACGCCCUUCUGGUUGCCUCUGGCUCUGCACAAGCUCGCGCUGCUGCUGCUGGAAGGGCCGCUCAAGGGAGAGGAAAUCAGCAGGGGCAGGGGCAGGUGGGAGUGGGUGCUGCUGUUAGGGCUAGAAGUGCUGCCUAUCGGGUGAGCCAUGCUCCUUUGAAAGUGUGUAACGCCCCCUUGCGAGUGCCAACUCAACCCAUCCCCGCCCAACUCCCCCCAAUCCCCUGCACAACCGCAUCCCCCCCACAACGCCGCUUCCCUCUCUCCCUCACUUCCGGACACUCCUCACAGCCAUGCAAGGCACACUCUCAUCCCUCCCCCUCACGUGUGUUCAUCCUCGCUCUUUCUCUGGAUCCUUAUAGAACCCUUUUACACCCUUCUGCUCCCCUCCUCAUCCCCUCCUUUCUCUUUCCCCCACCCUCCUCAUCCCCCACCCUCCUCAUCCCCCAUCAUGGCAAUGAACGGCAUCUACUCCGCACUCACAUGCAUUUCAACCUUGUCAUUAUUUUCUCACCUGGAUCUCUCUAUACCCAUUUACACCCUUCUGCACCCCGCCUCAUCUCCCAGGGCCUCAUAGCCAUGCACGGCACUUUCUUCCCCCUCGCCUGCCUCGGCCUCCUCUGGUGCUCCUUCUUCCACCCUUCCGCGCCCUCUGACUCCCCACCUCGUUAUACGCAUCUUCACCAUCUUCACCAUCUGCUGCAGCACCUGCAGCAGGGUCUGGUGUGGUGGUCGGUGCGCCUGCCCUUCCUGCUGGCCCUCUGGCUGCCUCUCUUCUACUCCCUCUCGGAUCACAAGGAGCACCGCUUCAUCCUGCUCUCGCUCCCUCUCCUCAACACAUACGCUGCUCUCGCCCUCUCUCUCCUGAAUGAGGAGAGGGAGAGAGAGCAUUCAAGACUCGCCACCACCUGUAACAACUGCAACACCAGCAACACCAAGCCUCACACACCCGGCCAAUCGCCUCCGCUCCAUCAAGCAUCUAACUCCUUGAAACCGCCCGAACCAUCUCAAUUACCCAACCCGUCCCAAAGAUCCACAUCAUCUCGUUCCGGCCCAGCAGAUCAAUCAUGGCGCGCCUUCCUGUCCCCCUUCCUCCACCCACAAUCGCCCCUGUUCCGCCUACUCCUCACAGCAGCCUUCCUCCCCCAGCUCCUGGCCGCUCUGUACCUCUCCACCAGCCACCAGCGAGGCACCAUUUCUGUCAUGCCCUUCUUAGAGGGAGAGAUCCACGGGAUUCUGCAGACCCACUCAACACCAUCAAGGGACGUGGGGAGGGGAGGAGGAAUUGAGGGGGAGGGGGGAGGAAAUGAAGGGGGGGAAGGAGUGAGGGAGGGGAGAGUGGAGGUGUUGUUUCUGAUGCCUUGCCACUCCACGCCCUUCCACUCCCACCUCCACAACCCCGCAGUCACACUCACCAUGCUCUCAUGCGCCCCCAUCCUCACAUCCCAUCCCAACGGCACCAUCACCAUGUCCCGUGAAAGGGAGUUUGAAGAUCUUCUCGCCGACCCACGUGACUUCCUCUCAUCUCGCUACACCAUCCAUACAUCUCACGAGCAUGGGGGAGGAGGUGGGGAAGCAGCAGCAGAUGUCCGUGCAUGUGCGGGCGAUUUUGAACAGAUAGAGGGAAGAUGUUUGGAUGGGUGCUAUGGGGUGGAUGGAGGUGGGCGGCCGGAGCUGCCAGAUCUGGUGGUUGCAUUCGACACAGAGGAGCUGCUGCUGCUGCCGUUUCUCCGUUGUGCCGGGUACACUGAGGUACGUGCUUGGCUUUGGAAGGGUGCUACGGGGUGA
Messenger RNA from Closterium sp. NIES-65, 3171 nucleotides. Lineage: Eukaryota; Viridiplantae; Streptophyta; Zygnematophyceae; Desmidiales; Closteriaceae. The record is from the annotation of a GenBank genome assembly.